AAACUUAAGGCUUUUGAGGGUGGAAGAAAAGCUAGCGGUGCUGUUUGUGUUUGGUGGUGGGGGGUUGAGUAAACAGUGAUUGGUGACAACUGAGAAAAGGCCAAAACAUGAUCAGGAGGAAGCACAACCCACUUCGGUUUGUAAUAUUCUUGUUGCACUCUUAGUUACUUGUGACUUGUUUGUUGAACUUCAGAGUGCAGGGGUUGGUUUGGUUUGGUUGGUUCAUUGCAUUUGGUGUCGCUUUCUCAUGGCUGGUAGACAGACAAUCCGGAGGCUCAAUAAGUCAUGCAUUCUUCUCAUAGCCAUUGCAGGCAUAGAGAGGUUUGCAUUCAAAGGGGUAGCAUCUAAUUUGGUAACUUACCUAACUGAUGUUGUGAUACUAAGCAACUCAUCUGCAGCAAAGAUGGUUAACAGUUGGGUAGGAUUCACCUCCAUAAUGCCAUUGCUGGUGGCACCCAUUGCUGACGCAUAUUGGCACAAAUAUUCCACCAUAAUGGUCUCCUCUUUUCUGUAUUUUAUGGGACUUACAGCAUUGACAACAACAGCACUAGCAAGGUCAUGGCAUCAUAGAAACAGAACAAUGUCUUCUUCAUUUCUCUCUUUGUCUCUCUAUUUAAUUUCGUUAGGCCAAGGUGGAUAUAACCCAUCUCUGCAAGCCUUUGGAGCAGAUCAACUUGGUGAGGAAGAAGAAUUGCCUUGUAGCAAAGAUGAUAAAAGUUCUAACAAAAAAACUCUAUUCUUCCAGUGGUGGUAUUUUGGUGUUUGCAGUGGAAGCCUAUUAGGUGUUACAGUCAUGUCCUACAUCCAAGAUACCUUUGGCUGGGUAAUAGGUUUUGCUAUCCCAGCUAUUUCAAUGGUUUUGUCUAUUUUAAUUUUCUCGUGUGGAAGCCCCAUAUAUUCAUAUAAACAACACGAUGUCUAUCAAGAAAAGAAGCCCCUCAUGAACAUAUUUCAAGCUAUAAAAGCAUCUGCUUUGAGAUGCUUCCAUUGUGAGAUUUCCCUACCAAAUGACAAGCCUGAAGUGGUUGAGCUAGAGCUUCAAGAGACACCCCUUUGUUCUGAAAACUUGGAAAACCUCAAGGAUUUGAAUAAGGAUCCUAAAAGUGGCAUCUAUCUGCUAGCAAAUGUUAAGGUUGUGCUAAGGAUUUUGCCAAUAUGGACAAUGCUUCUCAUGUUUGCAGUGAUCUUCCAACAACCUGCCACAUUUUUCACAAAACAAGGCAUGACAAUGAAAAGAAACAUCGGUGCAGAUUUCAAGAUUCCGCCAGCCACACUCCAAAGUGCUAUAACAUUGUCCAUAAUACUAUUGAUGCCAUUGUAUGACAAAAUAUUUAUACCAAUUGCACAGGUAAUCACUCGUCAGGACAAGGGUAUAAAUGUAAUGCAAAGGAUGGGAAUUGGAAUGGUUCUCUCAAUCAUAGCCAUGGUUAUUGCAGCUCUAGUUGAAAUGAGAAGGCUUGAAAUUGGUAGGCAAAUGAGAAGUGCAGGAUCACAUUCAGAAACAGUGCCUAUAAGCAUUUUCUGGUUGUUACCUCAGUACAUUCUUCUUGGCAUUUCAGACAUUUUCACGGUUGUUGGUAUGCAAGAGUUCUUUUAUGGUGAAGUUCCCAAGACAAUGAGAACAAUGGGAAUUGCAUUGUAUACCAGUGUUUUUGGGGUUGGAAGCUUUGUGAGUGCAUUGUUAAUUACACUGGUUGAAGUAUACACAAGUUCAAAGGGAAUACCAAGUUGGUUCUGUGAUGAUAUGGUUGAAGCACGCUUGGACAAUUACUAUUGGCUUCUAGCUUGGUUAAGUAUAGUGAGCUUCCUAUUAUAUGCUCUAUUGUGUAAAUAUUAUCAUAAGAGGAGUGAUUCAGAUAGUUAGUGAAAAUUGAGUCUUUUAAUUCCUUGCUUUUCAAGUGCUAUUUCCCCUUUCCUUUUGGUGUGAAGUUUGUUGAACUACUUGACCUAAUGUUGAAUAACAGUAGUAUGAUGUGUGUGUGUGUUUGCAAGUAAAAGAGAAAGUAAAAAU
Molecule: messenger RNA, 2011 nt
Organism: Abrus precatorius (Indian licorice)
Lineage: Eukaryota; Viridiplantae; Streptophyta; Magnoliopsida; Fabales; Fabaceae
Product: protein NRT1/ PTR FAMILY 5.8
Exons: 4
Coding region: 248-1864 (538 amino acids)
Biological process (GO): transmembrane transport
Cellular component (GO): membrane
Molecular function (GO): transmembrane transporter activity
Source: RefSeq, a predicted model, not a curated record